Stegostoma tigrinum is the source of this 1162-nucleotide messenger RNA. It is a transcript of the gene wdr83, whose product is annotated as WD repeat domain containing 83. Gene Ontology annotation, biological process: mRNA splicing, via spliceosome. NCBI's taxonomy places the organism in Eukaryota, Metazoa, Chordata, Chondrichthyes, Orectolobiformes, Stegostomatidae. Gene Ontology annotation, molecular function: protein binding. The record is from RefSeq and is a predicted model, not a curated record. Gene Ontology annotation, cellular component: catalytic step 2 spliceosome.
AUGGCGUUUCCCGCCCCACGGCCCCGCCCCGCGUUCCCGAGGACGCGGCUUCGGAGUUUCCCGAGCGGGCAGCGCGCAGUGCGGGCCGUGCGCUUCAACGUGGAUGGCAAUUACUGUUUGACCUGCGGCAGCGACAAAACUCUAAAACUGUGGAAUCCACAUCGAGGCACACUCCUGAAGACCUACAGUGGCCAUGGAUAUGAGGUUCUGGAUGCUGCUGGAUCCUGCGACAACAGCCAGAUUUGCUCGUGUGGAUCCGAUAAAACUGUUGCCCUCUGGGAUGUGGCUACAGGACAGCUGGUCCGGAAAUUCAGGGGUCAUGGAGGGAAAGUGAACUGUGUUCAAUUCAAUGAGGAAUCAACAGUCGUUGUUUCAGGCUCCAUUGACACCUCGGUUCGAUGCUGGGAUUGUCGCUCACGGACAUCGCAGCCUAUUCAAAUCCUGGAUGAAGCAAAGGAUGGGAUUUCCAGUGUGAAAGUUUCAGACCAUGAAAUUCUAACAGGGUCUGUUGAUGGGCGAGUUCGGAGGUACGACUUACGGAUGGGACAGCUCUUUGCAGAUUUUAUUGGAAGUCCAAUAACGAGUGUGUGUUUCAGCAAAGAUAGACAAUGUACGUUGAGUUCGAGCCUGGACUCUACACUGCGUCUGUUAGAUAAGGAGACUGGGGAGCUCCUUGGCGAGUAUACAGGACACAGAAACACAGACUGCAAACUGGACUGCUGCUUUAAUGAAUCUGACACACAUGUAGUGAGCGGCUCAGAGGAUGGGCUCGUGCAUUUCUGGGAUCUGAUCGAGGGAUCCUGCACACUCACCCUGUCUGUUGGGAAGGGUGUGGUACAGUCACUGAGCUACCAUCCCACCCAGUGCUGUUUACUCACAGCCACUGAGGAUACAGUCCAGGUCUGGGGAGAUGACAGCGAUGAGGCAACUAUGCAGAGCCCAUCUUGACCAUCACCAGAGCAGGACCACCUGCUCCGUGUAUUACCAACAAACACUGACCUUUACACAGCCGUUUGAGUCUCACUCAAAACAAUAACAGCUCUGGCUGGUACUCAUAACCAUGAGAAUAUUCAAGUUAAUGUCUUUAAUUACUCCACAUCCAGCACUGACAGUCUGCUGUCCAUGUAUGUUUAUUUUGUUGUGAAUAAAAUUAUUGUUUGAA